UGUCCACCGCUUCCCUCGGCACGGCAUGGUUGUAGUGUAGCUACAUUCCAAUUGGAUCGUGCGCCGUCGUCCACAACACAACAAGCUCCGCUCGCGGUUUGCCUUGGCUUGGAUGACUACUGAACGACUUGUGUGUAGUAUAUGUAGGCCUAUCUCGUCGACGGAUCCGACGAAUCCAUGCGAGAGGUUUAGUUGCAAUUGGAUUUCGACACGGUUCGCACAAGCUAUCCGCCGUGUCUCCUCCCGAGUGGGAUACACACUGGUGUGUUGGAAGAAGGUGGGCCUUCGCUAGUGGAGAACUUUCACUCUGGUGGUUGGUCCGUCCCUUCAUGGCCCCAUCUCAAUUCCAUGGGUUGCUCGGAUCGAUAGAUUGCGGGGUACGUGCGUUCGAAAACCGUCGACCAUCCGGUGGUCUUUGCGGUGGUUAGGACGUGGCCGCGGUCACCAAAUCCAAGCAGCGAGCUGCUGCUGCAGCAGCAACAGCUACUACACAAGGCCUCCUAUGUUGGCAUGCGGAGAUUGUGCUUGUAAAAGACGAUCGCGAAGAGUGUGGGAUUAGUCUUUUUUGUUAAAAUAAGGCAAACAGUGAACGGCAGAGAAAAGCCAGAGAUUAACAACUACAUACAACAUAAGCUUAGCAAUGCAGGACAGUGUUAACGUGUUGAACAAUGAUGGUGAUGAUGGUUCUAAUCCUACGGAAGCGAGAAAUGGCACCGAUAUCGAUCUGAUGAGCAGCGCGAGUGCGGACAGUUUCCGGGAGAAAAUAAGCGAGUGCAUACGCAACAAGGGCCCGGGUGCUCCGUUUGCCAGUGAUAGAAACGUUCGACCCGCUUCCUUGCCAAUUAAAAAGUGUUUCAAUUACAACGAAGAUGGUGCUGGUGUUGGUAGUGGCACUCAAGGCGAGGCACUACUAAGCGUAUCGCAGUCGCAGCGAACAGAGGCGACAUUCCUCAGCCCAAGUGAAGGCCAAUUUUGGAAGCGCUAUGCGGAGGUGUCAAAGUUCACAAGAGACAAUAGCAACGGCAACAUCAACAGCGGUGGAACGGAUUCCGCCGCGAAGAACCGUCGAAGGUCGGAUACAUCGUUUAUGCUAGCGAAGCAGCGAUUAUCGUCGUUUGGUGUGGGAGAACACUCGACGACAAAUGCCGAGACAAUGGACGAUGAUUUAGCGCCGCUCUUGCCCAGCAAGCGAGAAUUGUCGCAGGAGGACAUCUAUCAAUCUCAAACUUCGCUGGUGUCCAGCUCCGAGGGCGGAAUCCUAGCCGAAGGCGAAGAAACUUCCAGUGAAUCACAAGCCUCGGAAAACUCCCGCAGUCCAGCAUGUGUUCUGGGUCUAGUCGAACGGUUACUGCGAACACACCCAGUGUGGUUCCUGCCCGGUAUCCAGCGUUCCGGUGCCGUUCACCUGCUGCAAGGGAAGGAGGAAGGGAACUUCAUCGUGCGUGGUUCGAGUCAAUCGAAAACCAUGGCCGUUUCCGUCCGACUUCCCCUGGACACCGGUCCGUACAUCGAGCACUAUCUGAUUCAGUCGAACGAAGGCCUGCUCAGUUUAGAGAGUUCUCGGUUCAAGUUCGACUCGAUUCCGGCGCUCAUAGCCCAUUACUCGCAGUGUUGUGAUGAACUUCCGGUUCAACUGUGUCUUCCUAAGGCGCUUCGUGAAGCGAAAAACCGGCAGCAGCUAUCUUCCCUGGCCCUGCUGGGGCAGGAGUUCUGGCGAUACCCGAUGGCGUCGCCCAAACCGAAAACCGUACUAUCAGCUAAUUCUAGUCACUUGAACACCCCAUCCGACGCCACGCAAUCCAGUGGCAUUGGGUUGACGUUCAACAACAAUAGGAACUUGUCGUCUUUCAAUCAUUUCGGUCCGGAGAGUAAUCCGAACUUUGCUGGACCGAGUGAAACUCCCACGGAUACCAUAUCCACAAUGAGCAGCUUCACUAUCGGCCAGGGGCAUCAAUUGCUCAGCCCGGAAUCGAUCGACAGUGCAGUAAUCAUGUCACCGUCGGAUCCAAAUCAAACGGGAAUCAUUGGCAAGACGAGUACCUUCAAAUCGAAGCGACCGCUUCCAUCACCAACGCUGGUUUCGUGUGAUGUCGAGAAGCAGAUCGAAAUCUUCAACGCCAAUUUGUUUGGCAGCACGGAUUCCAAGAUCGGUGAAUCUGUUAAUGCGGGUACUUUGGAACGACAGUUGAAGACACCCAGGCCAACGCCGCCGAAUACUUUAAAUAUCAAACCCAUAAGAAGUCCUCCAGCGCCACCAGCUCGGCGAUUGAAGCCACCCAGUGCUGCCAGUACACCGAACACUGAAACCAAUUCGAUGUUCUCCAACAAUAUCACUGUAACGACAACGGUCACAUUUAGCGUGGACAAUCAUACAAAUACGCAAAUCAUAGAACUAGUUUCACCAAAUGAAACUAACAAUAAUGGCAACAGCAAAGGAUUUUCCACUUUCCAAAGCUCCCUAAAGCGUCUUCCGCCGGAUGGAGAGUGUCACAUUUCCGGUUCACUAUUCAGGAAUCAAGAGGCGGAUGAUGGCCGAGCGUCCGACUCGGAGGGUAAUCUGCUGGCAAUCCAGUCUCCCCUGUGCGGUAGUAACGGCAAUCAACAAUCGUUUCGGAAGCAUACCAAGAUGGAAUCCAGCUCUGGAUUGAUCCACUCGGCCCGUACUAGCAGGCGGAACAAACGAAAAGAGUCCAAACAUUAUCAGGAAUCCGAUAUUUUGGAAUCUCCUUCGGUGUACUGUCGAAGCAAUUUGGGUGAUAAAAUAAGCGAUUAUGAGGAUCUGUGGACGCAGGACAGCAAUGGCAAUACCACUCUGAUAAAGGGCGAUAAGCUAUCUACUUUUAAGCCUGAAUUGGAUAGGUCUUUAGACCCACUAUCGCCAGCUCAAGAAACAUUUCAUACUUCGGUGCUCGAACGGCCUUUCGCUCCGUACAAUCCAACCAUUCCAGCCGAUGGUCCAAAGCCAUCUUUGAUGUCAUCUUUUAGCAGUAGCGAAAACUUUAUUCAACUUCGGCAACAUCGAGACGCAAGCAGCGAUCGAAGCACACCGACUGAGCAGCAUCAUAGAAACGUACUGAAAACAUUCUCGCCUACUCCGAUGCACGAGAAACCCCUACACAAUCCAAUGCUGGAACCGCGAUAUCGAAUGGGUCUCUGUUUUCCGAGUACGGCAACAAAUCGAUGCGACGCGAAUGGGAACAACGAUCACAGUCGGACACAGACGCCUUCGCCAUUGUUGAACAAUGGCGGUACGGCUCCACCACCAAAACAGGAUAGUCCGUUCUACGCUGACCCUGCCGACGUUCUCAACAGUAUAGUACGGAGGAGCCCUUUCAAUAGAUCUGCAAUGUUGCCCAGUAAUCAGAGGCAUUCCGAGCCUCCGAAGCAGUUGUUGAUUGAUCCCAACUCGCCGCUGAUGUGGACCUCUGUGGAACAAGAUGUUAGACUGAAGAAUCAACUGGCUGCAUCUCUAGACGAGUUGAAAAAUCCGAGAAACAUGCAACAUCACCUGCACCAGCAGCAACCUCAACCACAAAACCGAAUAGUUCAAACCGACAGGCUGAACUUUGAUCGGUUGUCCCUGGAGCAAACGGAAAACAACGACUACGAUAAUGACUUGCGCUGGAUGAAGGAACACGCAAAGUCAAAAUCUCCUCAGCCUCCAACCGACAGCGGUGCCGGAGGCCAUAGGAGUGUCAAAAUAUUGCCACCGGACGAUGGACGUACCAUCACCGUUCACCAGAUCAUUGCCAAACGAUUGCCAUACCUAGACUUGCCAGAAUUUCCCGCGAAUAGCAAUGGGUCAUCGGAUGCGACGAGAAACAAGGAGAACGAGAAUGGCAAGGGGACUUUGACCCGACCACAACGGAAGUCCGCCUAUGACAACGUGGAGAAGCAAGCUGCGGGGUACGCGACAUCCCUUUUGAAUAGCGCCCAGUCCGAUGAUGGAACGGUGUUCUCCGAACCUUGGGAUAGUUCGCAAUGGGAUACCUUUCUACCGCAAGACAACAACGCCGAUACGAUGCCCGUUGGAGACAUCCAAGCAAGCUCUGCUUUAGGAGGUGGUGGUAGAUUGUCCGAACGUUACGGGUCGAGAAACGAACUAUCUUCCUACAACAGCAUGUCGUUGCGACGCAACGGCCAGUCGAAGAAGUGCAGCGUCACGUCACAAAAGGUUGCUACGAUUCUGCGAUCCAGGAGCUGUCGGGAUCGGGAGAUAUUGUGCCAUCCACGCAACAAGACUGUAUUCAGCGGACCGGGCGAAUCGAUCGGAACGUACGCCCUGUCGUUGGCCGACGAUACCGAAUCGACCUUCUCGCGGAAUAUAUCCAACUUCAUAUCAUGCACCAAAGAGUCGAAGGCCGCCCCGCAGGUCGUAAUGCGCAACAUGCGACAGUUCAUGAGCGGCAUGAAGAACUACCUGGUCAAGCACGGCGAGGGCGAGUUUGCCAACGAAGUGCAGAAGGCGCGAUCUCAGCUAAAGUCGGACGAAUUUCUCAACCUGGACUCGAUCCUUGAGGAGGUGAUGCAUCGGUUGGUGAUUUUGCCACUGAGGGAGCAUCUGUACGGGCUGUUUGUCGAUUACUACACGCAAUCGGGAGACAUUCAACUGCUGGUGGAGAAGGUCAAACAAGCCUGCGGGCGGGGACCGUCGGUGUUUGGAAUCAAGAACACCGUGACUCCACCGAGCGCCAGCGCUCUCCGGCAAAUCUCGGCCCUGUUCGUGCGCCUCCAGGAAACGGAACUGCCCCUGGAGAAGCUUGAUCUCCUGUUGACGGCCGUGUCGACCAUUUUCGAAGCGACGUGCUGCUGCAACGGCCAGCAGCUCAGUGCGGACGAUUUUCUACCAGUAUUAGUGCUAGUGGUGGCCCACUGCGGGUUCAUCGGGGCCGAAAUCGAAGCCGAGUACAUGUGGGGCCUGAUUCAGCCAUCGCUGCUGAGCGGCGAGGCCGGAUAUUACCUGACGGCGCUUUGUAGUGCCGUGCACGUGCUGAAGAACUUCUCGCUGCACGAGCACGAAGGAAUCUCCGGAUCCAUGGAGUGGAGCUCCUCAACCCUGCCGGAGUGUUCAUCCGUUCUGAGGGUAAUCAUCCCGGACGAGUACAACGGUUCGAUCCAGACGCGCACUUUGCCCAUCCGACCGCACACAACGACAAGGGAGGUCUGUCGAAUCAUAGCCCACAAGGCGAGGAUAACCAACGCCCAGGACUAUGGGCUGUUCAAGCUAAUUGACGGCGAAGAGACCCUUCUGCAAGAUAACGAGUGUCCCCAGGAUGUACGGAUGGCGGCGUGCGGAAAACACUGCAUGAUCGCCUACAAACGGGUGGACGCGAAAAUUGCAUGGCCUACUGUAAUGCCAACGAGUUUGACGACUGAUAAUCAAUAGCGUUAGUGCGUUAGCGUUUAGUCUUUCCGAUAGAAAGCUAGCAUGUGAAAAUCAAAUAUACAUAGACGUUUUUUUUUAUUUAUUUGACCAAUCAGAAAAUCGUUUUUAUACAUUUAUUGCUACGUGCAGAACAUAUGGUUUCGAACUAAACGCGAUAAAAGCGCCGCCCCUAGAUGUAUGUAUAAAAGCCCAACACAGCCGUGAAGGGCGCUGAGAAAUGCAUUUUCUGUGACUGUGACUCUCUAUCGUUGGUGAUGUUUUGUAAGCACCCCUCCAAAUGCGUAACCAUACUUAAAUUCUUUCUGAUUCGCGUGUAUGUUUAUUGAAAUGGAUGGUCUUGGAACUGGGCAGAUUGGACUCUUCUUACUAAUGGUUUAACCUUACAAAAAAGUUUAUCUAUCCGUCGAGAAUGUUUGAAAAUGAAUUCGAAGAUAAACAAAACAGCAUUGCAAUUGCUACAGCGGGAAAUGUAAUUUGAUUGUGAUAACAGGAGCUACCAGCACUGCGGUUGCCAUAGAAAUCAUUAGUAGAGUAAUACACUUUUUGCAAUUUCUCAUCGUAAUAGGCUGUUUUGCCUCACGCAAAUCUACCAGGAAAAGGCCUACUUUCCCACACCAAAUGAACAGUGCUGUAAAGGUUCAUUACAGCACUGAUUUGCGUUGAUUAAUGAACCAUUACAGCACUGUUUUCAGUUUUGACCAACUUAUUGAUGGUUCCUGCACGCAGUUUUGAAAAAUUGUGACAACUGCAUAGUAUAACCUGCUAUGAUCAGACUUUCUUGAACAUGGCUAUGAACAUCAUUGUGCAGUUCGAUGAGAAAGUUUUGUUGAAACUAUCCUGAAGUGGUAAUUUAUGCAAUUGGAAAAAAUGUUGUACGCAACUCGGUGCAGAAUUCGAUUUUUACAGCAUUCGUUGUAAUUAUCCUUCAUUAAAACCCCUCAUUCUGCACCUUGUUGCGUAAACUACUUUACUAGUGCGGAUCAUCAUAGUAUGAAUUCAUAUUGGAGUAUGCACUACACAGUGCUCUGGCAUCACAGGUUAGUAAAUUAUCAUUUGGGGGUGGCUUAGUUUUUGGAAGGGGUAGAAAAUUGGAAUUCGAGUGCUUCUCCAGAUUCAAAUCACAUAAAAAGAGCAAACUACGAGUAUGAAACAUUCUCCACGCACAUCUUGAGGUCGCUAUUACAUACGACUAAUGACGUAUAAGUGUCCCAUGUAGAUAGAGACUCCUAUAUAACAUGGGAACAACAAGAACGACAAAGCAAGCCCCGCACUAUUACAUCCAGAUAUCAAAUAGAUAUAUGAAAUGCAAUAAUGCUUUCUGAUAAUAUUUGAAACUAGUUCGUAUUUAGCUCAAUUUGUUGUAAAACAACAAUCAGAACUACAGUCUCCUCGAAAAGCAUCCAUAGAAACGUCUUGACAGCGCAGUCAGGCUUACAUCCGUCACACACACAGUCAUCCUUGGAACCUAUGUUACUUCAUCACUCAUUCUGGAUUGCUUCUAGAACCAGUCGCAAAUCGCGACGAGGUAGUCAAAAUCGUGAGCUAAACGAGCGCAGCAAACAGAAACACACAUUUUAAUUAAAAAAACACAAAAAAAAACACACUCCCAACAAAUAUUUUUGCUGUAAAACAGUGGAACAAGCAAACUUUAGCUUAAGAAGCUGUUAUUCAGCUAGUUAUGUUACUUGGGCUGGAUGCCUUAGCUUCGGUUUUGCUGGCCACAGAGUAGGCAACGCCUACUCUUGUCUCUGGUUUGUUCCAAUCCUGUGCAGCGAUAAGUAAUUAUUUUCAAAAUUAAUGCAUUGUUUGCAUUGUAUUUAAUCAAUUCAAAGUUUUUUUUUAACGUAUAUGGGAUGAUAUGUCACUCAAAAUAAAUACCUAAACAUAAACAACCAAGCGUAUCUAUUGAUUUUGAUAAUUACUGGAAUUGAUUAUGAAACUCCAUAUUAGUUGCCGUUUUUUGAAUAUUGAGUUCACUCGUUUGGAAAAAUGUGGCACUACAUUUGGUUCCAUUUUCAACAACUUCUACUCAGCAACAAAUGAUAAGAGUGCUUUUUAAUUUUGUCAAUAUUUUAAUUCAUAAUAUUCAGUUUUAAAUAAGGCAUAUUCAAAUACACUUUGGUGCAUAAUGGAUCGGACAAUCGCCGAUUUUAAAGCAAAAUAUCCAACUUUGUAGUUCCGUGUCAAAAUUUGAGAUCAAUUCAUCAAAGCAAACCAUAGUUACAGCAUCUCAAAGUUGGCCAUUUUGAAUAAAAAUCGGCGUUUGUCCGAUCAAUUAUGCACCACAGUGUAUGUAGUUGAUGUACUGACUCAUGCUCCAACAGCAACUCAAAGCUGCAUAUUAAAAUGUAUAUAUAUCUUGAUAGUAUUUACUACACACAUUUAUGUGACAUUAUUUUCAAAAUUCUGCAUCGGCACAUGAGCUUCUGUACGAGUCAGGCGGAAAGAACCUUUUUUGCCUAACCAUAAAUAAUCCGCAUUUAUCCGUUGCUAACCGUAAAUAACCGCGUCUAACUGCUGCUCAGUUAGCAGCGGUUAGCAACGGUUGAGGAACGGAUGAAUGCGGAUUUUCUGGUUAGAAAAGGAUAUGUCAUUCCCCUUGGUACGAGUUCACUAUGUGACGUUUGAUCGGUCAUCAGUCAUGUUUACAGAAAAUAAACUCGUUUCCAUGGCCACCUAGACAAAUCGGCUUCGCUCUAAAGGCAAACGAGUGAGCACGUGUAUUGAUCCAUUUGUUUCCAUGCCUACUAAGCACAGCGGUAGCUCCAAACUCCAGUUCAUAUGAAAUUUCUAGUCUGGCUUUAAUUUCCUGGACAAUUUCAAAUUUGAUAUUUUUCAUAAUAAAUCUUAUCACAUUACUCUUUAUUUGACCAGAAAGUACUUAUAUAAAAACGUCCAAAGACCAAUCUGCCUGGACCAUCCAAAAGAUAGACUAUCAACUACCUGGUUGUAAUUAUCUUGCAAGUUAGUUAUAGUCCAAAAAUAACCAAUCAUCUUGCAUAAUUAGAAAUUAAGUUCUAUGUAGUUUUCCCCUUCUACCCCCUGCUCAGAUCCACUGACUUCCCUAUUUUCCGUCAUGAAAUGACACUUAUGCAAAUCCUCAUAAAUCUGUUGCCAAAUAUAUCCUACGCAUACAAUCUAAAUCGAAAUGUUCUAAAGCUAAAAAACAAAACUUUUAUUCAAUAUCGGCUGAGUGAUUUUUUGCAACCCGACGACAAUCUACGGAACGGAUCGAAGCAGUAUCGAUGUUUUUGUGAUUUCCUAUAUUCUAAUAGGUGUAUAUGUUACGACGUGUAAUCUUGGACCAAGUCAUCCCCCUCCCUAGUGUCCCCACACAUUUUAUGCAACGCUACCAGGUUUCUAUCAUUAUGUUUCACCUUCCUGUUGAAUGUCUGUUUUUAAUGAAAGAAAUUGAAAUUGAAUUGCUUGUUCAGUUGACCCCCCACUACUAGUCAGUAGACGUGAUUGUUCUAUCUUAUUUGGCCGCUAGUGUCAUCGUCUUUUUAGCCGUUUUUGUUGACCACGAUUGUUAUUGUAGAUCAUGUUUUAGAGCUGGAUAAAAAAAUAACCAUGCAUCUUUAAUUUAUUGCCUAUAGAGUGAACUUAACGACAACUUUUUGAAAUCUAAUUUCAAUCCAUACAAAAAAGCAUUUGCCAAAUUUUCCAAUAUUUAUACCCACUUUUUACCUAUACAAGUCCUAAUAAUAAUAUGAUUCUCAAAGCUCGGAGUGUGUCUUCUUCAUCUUAUGUAACGCGUGCAUUUUAAAAUAGAUAUUCCAUUCGCUAGUUUGUAACACGAUUCAAUAAUUCUAUGAAACACUUAUGUACUUGCUCAUUUAGAAACGAAGUAAAAUCAAAACAAAUCACUUUACACGAAUAAAAAAAAACAAAUGCUCACAACUAUACCGAACCCGUAAACUUUACACAUAUUUCGGAUUUUCAACGCAACGCCACCCGAUCGCACCCCGGUUUACUUGGAUGAUGAGAUCUCGCUGUCAGUCAGUAGUAAAAAAAAUGUAAACAAGUGAACUUCACCACUUGUUGUCAAGAAGUCGUAAGUCUGUCAGUCAGCAAUAAGGGAAAGAUGGUAUUUUUUGAUAAUAAAUAAUUGAACGCGUUUCUUCCCUCAGUUGGAUACAGUGCAAUCUCAGUAUUAGCAGCGGUUAGGAGUCAGGAGGACAGUCGGAGACGAGACAAGAACGAUCAAUUAUGCCGGGGGGAACCUAUGCGAUAGGGGUGAAUCCUAGUAACACUAUUUAUAUUAUGUAAACCACUAACAAUCUUGCCAAAUAAUGAAUAUAAUGGAAAUGUGAACCGUUUUUUGGAUGCAUCUAUUUUUACACCAUAUUCAAUGAAAACGAAACGUAUGUAAGCUCAAUGAAUAAACAAUAAUCACGAAUAUAUCGAAA
This is a messenger RNA of Aedes albopictus (Asian tiger mosquito), 9795 nucleotides long. RefSeq names its product protein sprint (gene spri). Gene Ontology annotation, cellular component: cytosol; endocytic vesicle. Gene Ontology annotation, molecular function: guanyl-nucleotide exchange factor activity; small GTPase binding. NCBI's taxonomy places the organism in Eukaryota, Metazoa, Arthropoda, Insecta, Diptera, Culicidae. The record is from RefSeq and is a predicted model, not a curated record. Gene Ontology annotation, biological process: signal transduction; vesicle-mediated transport. The transcript has 16 exons. The coding region runs from base 641 to 5386 and encodes 1581 amino acids.